Molecule: messenger RNA, 2121 nt
Organism: Cladophialophora immunda
Lineage: Eukaryota; Fungi; Ascomycota; Eurotiomycetes; Chaetothyriales; Herpotrichiellaceae
Exons: 3
Coding region: 1-2121 (706 amino acids)
Biological process (GO): regulation of DNA-templated transcription; DNA-templated transcription
Molecular function (GO): zinc ion binding; DNA-binding transcription factor activity, RNA polymerase II-specific; DNA binding
Source: RefSeq, a predicted model, not a curated record
AUGUCAGCAUCUGAAAUUACCGAAAGAGGGAAGAAGAGGCGCGCUGGAAGAGCCUGUAUUCUCUGUCGUGCUCGGAAAGUGCGCUGCGAUGCGGUGCUAACUGGCAUUCCUUGCACCAAUUGCCGCCUGGACUCGUUGGCGUGUACUGUUACCAAGAGCAAACGCCACAGGGUAUCCAAGGCGAGCAAGUCUGGAGUUCAUACCUCAGAACAGGAUCAGUUGAUCGUGGAUGCAACCUCGCAUCAAGAGGGCCCUUAUGAUCCGGAGCACAGCGCACAAGAGACGGUCGUUGCCACCUAUCCAGGCAAGGCACAGGGUUGCGGUCAUGGAAUCACCACACAGUCGCCUGCAGCGCAAGCUCCUCCCACAAGCUCGAGUUCCUUGGAAGCUGCCAUCACUCCAGCCUUGCCGGCCUUCAUCAAACCCCUCCCCGAUACACUAGACUCAGCGGACCUGCAAUAUCUGCACGCGAAGGGUGCUUUGUCACUGCCGAGUACGCAGUUCCUCGACGUGUGCAUCGCGCGAUAUCUGGAGUUCACGCAUCCGCUCCUUCCUCUAUUGGAGAAACGCCAGCUUCUGUCGAUUCUUGCCCGCGAAGAAGGCAAUGUCGACCAGAUCAGCCUCUUGCUGUUCCAGGCGGUCAUGUGUUCGGGAGUGACAUUCGUGGAGGAUCAGUGGAUAGCCCGAGAAGGCUUCGAUUCCAGACAAGCUGCACGCCGUGCGUUUUUUGGUCGGGCGAAGGUCCUCUUCUACUCUAAUAUAGACCUGGACAGGCUCGUAGCAUGUCAGGCAGCCGUCCUCCUGAGCACAUGGUACCCCGGAACAAACGAAAAAGCAGACCCAUGGUUCUGGACUGGCACCGGAGUGUCCUUGGCCUACUCGAUGCAGCUGCACCUCGAGCCCGACGAGUCUCAGUUUGAUCUGUCGGAGCAACAUCUUCGCCGUCGGGUGUGGUGGUGUGCAUUUGCACGGGAUCAGAAAGUUGCGCUGGCCUUGGGGCGCCCGCACAGGUCCACCUACUACAACGUGGGAAUGCUCACAGCCGACGAUCUGGCCGAAAAAUUUCAGGCUUCGCCCAAUCUCUAUCCACCAGAGACGAGGAGAUUCCUCAGCCUGACAGACAACCAGCGAACACGCGACACAUUGGUGAGGUUAUGUGUCGAACACAAAAAGUUAUGCGUGUGUAUUGCUUCAUUCGUCUCUACAAUCUUCAAGUGCCGUCAAGAGAUGAGAAACCGAGGUCAAGGGAGCCAGCAACAACGCCAGCUAUCAUCACCUUCUGCCCGCCUCAAUCGCUGCACACAAGACUUUGCCCGAUGGUAUCGAGAAAUGCCUGCCGACCUGCGCUACAAGGCGCAUGCUGCAACGACAAAUCGAGAGCCCUUGGACCAGCCUCGUAGCCUGGCAGUACAUAUAUCAACCGUGCAAGUUCUCUAUCAUGUGGCGGUCAGCGCAUUGUAUCGACUCAAAGCACUGUCGCCCAGUUCCACCUGGCGAGAUAGCCAGGAAGAACUGGAUGGCACCUCACAGCGUCUUCUGCGUCACACCGCUUGGGAGCUUACACGAAUCAAUCAAGAUCUAUACCAGGCCGGCCUGAUGCCAUACCUCUCAACAGGAGCGGUAGGAAGUGUCGUCUCCGCGGUCGUGAUACACCUCUUGGACGUCAAGGCGCCAAACGAGACGGUACGGCGAGCGGCAGUGCACGGGAUACAACUGUGCAAACAGUUUCUGUGGGUACUGAAAGACGCUUAUGGCACUGCGGUCGAUGCGUUGAAAUACUUGAGAGAAGCUGAGAAGCAGGAUGCUGGUAUGGUUAUCAACGAGGUCGCCAUGGACGAUGGUUCAACUCGGCCUUCCCCUCCGAAUGAUUGGCAGCCCAACGGCAUGUGGCUUUCUACCAUGCUGCACAAUUCCCCUUCCGCACCGUCCGGGACGCCGACAGCCCCUGCGCUGGAAACUUCUCCCUUCAAAGAGGAUGACGAGAUAUUCUGGCAAUCGUGGAUGGAGAGUCUAUCAAACUAUGAUUUUCUUGAAAGUUCAAACCCGCCACUGUAUGAUCUUGGUUUUUCAUCGAACGACGGUGGUGCUUUCGACAUUGGAAAUGGUUUUCCAGGGCCUUGA